This is a messenger RNA of Acanthisitta chloris (rifleman), 501 nucleotides long. It is a transcript of the gene PFDN4, whose product is annotated as prefoldin subunit 4. Gene Ontology annotation, cellular component: prefoldin complex; cytoplasm. NCBI's taxonomy places the organism in Eukaryota, Metazoa, Chordata, Aves, Passeriformes, Acanthisittidae. The coding region runs from base 178 to 414 and encodes 78 amino acids. The record is from RefSeq and is a predicted model, not a curated record. The transcript is spliced from 3 exons. Gene Ontology annotation, biological process: protein folding.
AGUCUUCACUCUGACCUCUCCUCCUUGCAGGCUGCAGAAGAUGUCAAUGUCACUUUUGAAGACCAACAGAAAAUCAACAAGUUUGCCAGAAAUACCAGCAGGAUCACAGAGCUGAAAGAAGAAAUAGAGGUGAAAAAGAAACAGCUUCAAAACUUGGAAGAUGCCUGUGAUGACAUCAUGCUGCUGGAUGAUGCUGACUCCCUCCUGAUCCCCUACCAGAUUGGAGAUGUCUUCAUCAGCCAUUCCCAGGAGGAGACACAGGAGAUGCUGGAGGAGGCAAAGAGAAGUUUGCAAGAAGAAAUUGAAGCCUUAGAGUCCCGGGUGGAGUCAAUUCAGCGGGUCUUGUCUGACCUCAAAGUUCAGCUCUAUGCCAAGUUUGGAAAUAACAUAAACCUUGAGGCUGAGGACAGUUAAAGAUUUCCUACACACCCCAUACAACCUUUCCUUGCUUGUUACAUGUUUUGAUAUCAUUGUUCCAAUUACAACUGAAAAAAAAAUCCA